UUUUGGUUGUGUUGUGAUUUGUGCGUUAUGGAGUUAGCACAAGUUAUCGUUUUCUUGCUCUUUUAUCCCUUAAGGCAAGGAGCACCCACAACCUAUACAUCAGGAGCCUAUACAUCAGGAGCCUACACAUCAGGCGAGCCCAGAAGGACGGGCAAUACUCAUCCCCCGACAGGAAGUUGGACGUAUACGACUAGUCCAGUACCAUUGACCACCACAGAGGAGGUGGGGAGGACAACUUAUCCACCCUCCAGCGAACCUUGGUACCUUUCUGACGAUGAAGAAAUAGUGACGGACUGGGUCGAGGUAAAUUGGGAUACGUGGAAUAGUGAGGAUGCACAUGAUGCUUUUGAUGAUGAAAUAAACACUUCCUUUACCCUGGAUCCUAUUAUUUAUGGGAAUGUGGUCAAACUGAAUGCUGUGUUCUAUUGGCCGACGGUUAACGUGAAAGGUGUCCGAAUAGUGGUUGACCAGCGGACAGAUGAGGACACCAUAACAGUGGAAUUGGACCCCGACUUCACAGACUUGUUUCACAGCACACUAUACCCCAGAACAGUAUGUCUCCUUGUGUCCAGUAACCCAUCUUGGAAGGGAGUUAAAACACUAGAGUACAAGUGUGACAGGGUCUCUGCAACCCGGGUGUGGAUUAUAUUUAAGCAUCAAGGUGGACCCGACACGGUGGUUUAUGAUGUUUACAUGUACGGUUACUCCUCCAGACCUGAAGUCAAUAUGUACAGAAAGUUUGGCAGCGAGGGGCCCUCGGAGGAGGCUUGGGUUCUUGCUGACGAUGAAGAAAUAGUGACAGACUGGGUGAAGUUUAGAUGGGGAGACUGGAAUGAAAAAGAUGCAUACAGGGCCUUUGAUGACAAUAUGGAGACAUCGAUUACCCUGGAGGCUGCUAUUCACAGACGAGUGGCAAAACUGUACGCAGUUUUCUACUAUCAGGUGAACGUGAAUGGUGUCCGAAUAGUGGUUGACCAGUGGACGGAUGAAGACACCAUAACAGUAGAAAUAGACCCAGAAUUCACAGACUUCACAGCGACACCCAGACCCAGGACAGUCUGCCCACUGAAGGACAGUGUCUCUGAGUCCGGACUAAAACAGGUCCGUUUCAAGUGUGACCGGAUCACUACAGCACGGGUAUGGGUGAUAUUCGAGAUACCUGGAGGACACAGCACUGUUGUUCACGAUGUUUACAUGUACGGUAACUCUUUGUCCGAGUAUGUGACUUAUGAAAAAGAGGAGGAGGGUACGGAAUUUGUUACGGGCAUGGAAGAGAUAACGACAAAAUAUUGGAUGAGAACACUGAGUAGCACUUCCUACAGCCAAUGGACGUCCGGUAAGGACAACUCAGAAUCCACGGAGAGCGUCACCUCAGGACCUACAACAUCAUGGCCAUACUUCCAUUUCUCGGAUGUUUUCUCCCUUUUCCAGAAAGAAGAUCAUAAUGAUUAUUUCACGUGGCAGCCUGACUUCGAGGACUUCAUUCCGUAUGAGAAACUUGUGGAACAGCAGGAGAAAAAAGUAGAAAAGCAAUUAAAAUCAGAAGGAGAAGGAGGAGAAGAGGGAGAAGAGGAGGAAGCAGAUAAAGGAUCAAACGUGCUCGGAUUCCUGACGAACACCGGAUAUUUGGACUAUGUGAUGACAGAGAACAAAGUUGAGGAUAAGGUUAAUGAAGCAAAGAAAACUGCCAAGAAGGAUAGUGAUAAAAAGAAAGAUACAGGGCUUCUUGUUGAUAGUAACGACGUCAAAAACUCGAUUAAAGUUUUCCAAAAGUUCAACGGUUUUCCGGAGACGGGUACGCUUGACAGGGACAUUCUGGAGUUUGUGAAGAAGCCGAGAUGUGGGAACCAUGAUGUUGAGUACACGGAGGAGGAGGUGAAACAGGAAGCCUUACUUUGUGAUACGGCUUUUUCUGGAUCUAAGCCAGUUCAGACAACUAAUUUCGACUGUGAAGGUUUCAAUGGAGCUGGUUCUGAGACCAAAUGUGUUAACCUCCCAGCAGUCUCAAAAACAGGCUUCAUAGAAGAAGGAGUUCCUUACACCAUUGAAAUUGAUCUGCAGUUCAAGCCUCAGGAGGGUGGAUCUUGGGAGGAUCUGAAGAAUAAAUUUCAUAUAUUUUUCAACUACGAUAGUAUCGAUGAACUGAAAUUUCUUGACAGAAUAAACUUGUUUGCAGAGGAUGACAAGUUUGGUUUCUUGUAUGAUAAAAAGAAAGCUGGAAAAGACAAGACCUUAGGUGAUUACGAUAUGACAAAAACUCAAAUUGCAAGAAGAGAAUUCAAAAUAAGGAUCGACGUAGAGAAGAAUAAGGAGGCUUUCUUGCUGAUAAACGGAAAUGACGUUGGUAAAAUCAAGUACAAACGUCGCCUGAAGCCUUCAGUCCGCUUGCAAUGGCAAGACAAAAUACCCGGAAUAAUAACCGCCAGGAUCUGCAAAAGACCCGAAACGGUUGAAGUUAGCCGCACAAAGCGCUCAGCCUCAUCCCACAUCUGGGGAGACAACCUCAUCACAUUCAACUUCCAGAACUACAGCUCAUCGUUAGGAGAAAAGGACACCAGGAAAGGUGUGAUGGACGCUCUCAAAAUUCUUGGAACUUCCGCAAAGCUGGAGUUUAAAGAGAUAUCCGCCCUCGAUUCAGCCAUGGUAACGUACAUGUUUAUCAAGGGAAGACACGCGGAUGGGACGACUUUCAGCGGAGCUGGGAUUGAGAAAGCCCACGCUUUCAGUCCAGUCCACAGUGAGGUUCAUUUCAAUGACUUUGAGAAGUUCACUCUAGAGAUGGAGGACCGGGCUACCAGUAUGUUUUAUGUGGCUCUACACGAGACUGGACACGCUUUAGGGAUGAAACACUCCGCGUACAAGGACGCGGUGAUGGCAGCGGGCUAUGUCCCUUUGAAGGCGUAUCAGACAAACUCGUUACACCGGACAGAUAAACAAGUGUUACACGCUAGCUACCUCGGGGAUAUCCCUGAACAAGCGAAAGUGAUUGAACUGGACCCUACCAAAAGAAUAAUCCCUGAUCCAGACUUGUACCUACCAAAGUUUCCACUACCCAGGGAUUGCUUCGACAAGAUAGACGCAGCAUUUACCUUUGGGCCCACCUUGUACCUUAUAUCCAACACAUUCAUCUGGCAGUAUCAGAAAGAGGGAGCUGGAUAUAAGAUGAUAGGAGGCCCUCAGGGAGUCUCCAAUGUCUUGGCCGGCUGGAAUCAUAUUACCAGGGCGGCUUUCACAGUUGGAGACAAGCUCUACAUUCUCGGAGACGGAGUGGCACACAGAUACUCCAGAUACAGUACAAUUUGGGUGCUAAAAACAGUAUCCACAGUUGACGAGCUGCUCAACAGCAAGAAAUCUUCCCACAAUUUCGGAGCCGUUAAAUCAGCCUUUUCUCUCCAGCUCGAUGAGGGUGUAGUCCAGACCACGUUAGUAACAGGAACACGGGAGUACUACAAGAUCACGUGGAAAAACAGCAAUAAGGUUGCCACAGCUGAAUGGUUUCAGGACAGUUCUGGUACUGAAUUACUUGGGAAAACGUACGGGUUGACAGAGUUUAAUGCAGCUACCACCCAUGAAAGGGAGAAGAAGGGGGCGAAGUUCACUGAAGUUAUGAAGUUUGAUGGAAAGUACGUGAAGUCAGUAAAAGUAUACCACAAUUCUGGAGAAGUUGUUCGUAAGAAGGACCCAUACUUUGAGAUCCCUGUAGCCUUCCAAAUACCUAAAUGGUGUGCUCCCAAGCUUAACGGAUAAUGUGUGCUACUGGAGAUUGUUGUCAGAUCAUGUUUUAGAGAUUAUCACAUUAUCAACGAACACUGAAAAAUUCAAGUUAUCAUAUUAUCAUGUCAGGAUAUAACACAUACAAGCAUUUAUUUGUUCCUGAACAAGCUAUUUUGAUAUUUAUCGGUGCUGCUAACCAUGUUGUUGGAAUUAUACCCAUUAAAGGCGUCAGGCAAUGAUUUACUACAAUUUUACAAUACCGGGUAGCCACUUUACCACCUUUUAGACAAUUCACCCGUGCAUUAAACCAUCAACAAGUCGACAUGUCACGUGACAUUCAAGCCGCUGAUUGGUCAACCAUAUUCUGUUCUCGCUUCUCAUUGGUUGGAAGGAACACGGAAUAUGUUCGCACGAGAUCCCCGCAUUCACGCUGUUUUGAAAUCACUCCUGAUUUAUUGACUCACACAAUGGAUUUGAGCAGCGGUUGAGUACUUAUAAUGGACAUGCUGGUUUUACUCAGACAAUAAAAGGGAGUUAUUAACCGAAUGGUUUGUUGAAUUGAAUCACUUUUAACAGUAAUUCUUGUUUAAAUGUGACUAUUUUAAUAACUCAGUAACACCAUUACUUUAAUAACUCAGUAGCACCAUUACUUCUUCAAUGUCAUUCUUUUUAGGAUAUGCAUCAUGCAUGAUGAAGGAUGAGUUAGCAAUUUAAAGCCUUGCAUCUUUUAAAACUAAACAUACACUUUUAAUGUGCUGUAUGAAAAUUAUGCCAUAAAAUUACGAAUUAUUACAUUUAAAGUUGAA
Bolinopsis microptera is the source of this 4520-nucleotide messenger RNA. RefSeq lists its product as uncharacterized. Gene Ontology annotation, molecular function: zinc ion binding; metalloendopeptidase activity. Gene Ontology annotation, cellular component: extracellular matrix. NCBI's taxonomy places the organism in Eukaryota, Metazoa, Ctenophora, Tentaculata, Lobata, Bolinopsidae. The transcript has 13 exons. Gene Ontology annotation, biological process: extracellular matrix organization; collagen catabolic process; proteolysis. The coding region runs from base 28 to 3747 and encodes 1239 amino acids. The record is from RefSeq and is a predicted model, not a curated record.